This is a messenger RNA of Pteropus alecto (black flying fox), 882 nucleotides long. RefSeq names its product NK2 homeobox 6 (gene NKX2-6). The transcript is spliced from 2 exons. Gene Ontology annotation, biological process: regulation of transcription by RNA polymerase II; cell differentiation. NCBI's taxonomy places the organism in Eukaryota, Metazoa, Chordata, Mammalia, Chiroptera, Pteropodidae. Bases 1 to 882 code for a protein of 293 amino acids. The record is from RefSeq and is a predicted model, not a curated record. Gene Ontology annotation, molecular function: RNA polymerase II cis-regulatory region sequence-specific DNA binding; DNA-binding transcription factor activity, RNA polymerase II-specific. Gene Ontology annotation, cellular component: nucleus.
AUGCUGCAGAACCCCGUCACCUCCACCCCCUUCUCGGUCAAAGACAUCUUGCGGCUGGAGCGCGAGCAGAUUGGCCUUGAGGCCUUGCAACUCCAGGGAGCACGGAGGAGCCCGGAAAGCUCUCAGCACCUGCGACAGGUCCCAGAACCGCAAGGGUUGGUGGUUCACCACACUGGUAGGGGCGGCAGCGACAAAAGGAAGGACAUGUCGGAGCCUCCUGAAGGAUCCUGUGAGACGGUCACAGAGAUGGUCACGGAACGGAUGGGGGAAUCACAGCCUGGCCUCCUCGGCGGGACCCGGGGACCAGAACGCCGCGCUGGAAGCAGCGGCGACCGCACGCGCGGUGAGCGCGCGGAGCCGCCCAAAGAGCGGCAGCGGCGGAGGCCGCGCGUGCUCUUCUCGCAGGCGCAGGUGCUGGCGCUGGAGCGGCGCUUCAAGCAGCAGCGGUACCUGUCCGCGCCGGAGCGCGAGCACUUGGCCAGCGCGCUGCAGCUCACGUCUACUCAGGUCAAGAUCUGGUUCCAGAACCGGCGCUACAAGUGCAAGAGACAGCGCCAGGACAAGUCCUUAGAACUGGCGAGCCACCCCCUGGCGCCGCGCCGGGUGGCGGUGCCGGUGCUGGUGCGGGACGGGAAGCCCUGCCUAGGCCCUGGCGCGCCAGCCUUCCCGGGUCCCUACGGCGUGGUCGCAGGGCCCUAUUCCUGUUACAGCGGCUACGCGGGAGCUCCCUACGGCGCCGGCUACGGCGGAGGCUACGGGAGCGCGCCUCCGGGCCCCGCGCCGCCCGCGCCCCUGGCCAGCGCGAGCUUCCGCGGGGGUGGCUCGAGCGCCAGCCCACCCGGCCAUCUGCCCGCCUCGCUGCAGGGUGUCCGGGCCUGGUGA